GGUCUCGACAAAGAAAAGAUACCUAGAAUUCCAGGAACUCGUGUCGCGUUAACGACGGAAGGCUAGAGAACAGCCUGCACCCUGAAUGUCCUGAACUACGAUUCAACGCAUAAAAGUGCCAAACAGUAUAUGAUGUUUCUGGGCACGCGACAUAUUUUGUCCCCGUGUUUGUCCUUUUAUUUCCGGAUCAGUCCUUGUUGCUGUGGGGUAAAGACCUUGUGCUCGGGGUACCUUGUGCUCGUACGCUCACUAUGCCAGGCUCGGAGGCUCGUAACGCCGGGAUUAGCGCGCCAUCUUCGACAACAUGGCGUCGCGAGCGGCUCCUACGAAUCGGGAGUACAGCUACGGUCGAAACUCUGUCAACACUUCCCCCUGGCCACGAUUCUGUUCAGGGUGGUGAUUCAUCGACCAAUGAACCUCUUCCUGAGCAGGAUGCUAUUGAAACCACCCCACUACGUCAAGGUCCUCGCGUUUAUGGUACUUUGCCUUCUGCCACCUCCAAAAAGUCACUCUUUCACAAGGGGUCCCUCACUUUCUCGACGAGACGCAGUAUGCCAGACCUUCCCCCCAUCACUCUACCGGGUCCGGAUACUGGUACCAAUCCUACUAGUCCGAUGUAUUCCCCUUCGUUGCUCAGAGAAACUUAUUCACGUCUGAGCGCACAACAUCCAAUCUCGGCCUAUGAUGCUCCCCUUUCAUCUAAGGAUACUGGAAGCACCGACAUGGAUGCAAAGGUCAAUGGCAUCCGCGUGUGGUACUCAUCCUUCUCAUCUAUCGACUGGCUCCAUGACGCUAUUAAAGAUUCGGCUCGCUUCUCUCGGCUGAGAAGACGCAAAUCCAUACGUGCGCGCAUACGUCUCGCUGUAGACAAGAGUUUGGGGUGGAUCAUCGUCACCAUUGUAGGGUUCUUCACAGCUGUUGUCGCGUUUCUUGUUGUUCGAAGCGAGCAAUGGUUGUUUGACUUGAAGGAUGGGUAUUGCAAGGCCAAUUGGCUGCUUGCCAAGCGGUUUUGUUGUCCCCAGCUCGACGAAUCUAUCUCACUCUUCUCCGGGAACCGGGCAUCGGAAGAAAUUUGUCCAGAGUGGACAACAUGGGCACGGGCAGCACGCUUGGAUGAGGGUGCCAAGGGUGGAAAAGCUGUAGAGUACUUGUCUUAUUCUGCAGUCGCUCUGUUACUGGCACUAGUGUCAUGCUUACUCACAAUAUAUCUAACGAACUCGUCAUCCUUCGUCACGCGCAAAGAAUCGGGUGUUCUCGCGCCGGACUUUACUGAUCACCGUCGAAGCUUGAAAGACACGCUUUCCGCUCCUGGGCCUAAACGCAAAGUCGCGUUCUAUGCUGCCGGAAGCGGGAUACCUGAAAUCAAGACCAUUCUAUCCGGAUUCGUUAUACAUGGAUACCUCGGCGGUCGCGUCUUGUUCACCAAGUCCGUUGGUCUGGCCCUGUCCGUGGCCUCAGGCUUGUCUUUAGGAAAGGAAGGGCCAUUUGUUCACAUUGCCAGCUGUAUUGGGAACAUAGUCAGCCGAUUCCAUAGCAAAUACGAAAACAAUGAAGCUAAACGGCGCGAAAUAUUGAGUGCAGCGUGUGCGGCUGGUGUAGCAGUUGCUUUCGGUGCACCUAUCGGCGGUACACUGUUUAGUUUGGAAGAGGUGUCCUACUUCUUUCCACCCAAGUCUUUUAGCUUCUUCUGUGCAAUGAUAGCAGCAAUCACUCUCAAGAUGCUUGACCCAUUCGGGACCGGGAAACUAGUAUUAUUCCAAGUGACGUACGAUAGGGACUGGCACGCGUAUGAACUGUUUCCGUUUGUCCUUCUGGGCGUGUUUGGGGGUAUCUACGGCGCUUAUUUCUCUAAGUUGAACUACCGCUGGAGUCGGCACGUACGAAAUGGGACAUGGCUCAAGACGCACCCUAUCGCGGAAGUGUUACUGGUCACUCUUCUGACCACCGUCCUUUGCUUCCUCAAUCCUUAUACUCACAUGGGUGGUACAGAAUUGGUGUACAAUCUGUUCGCAGAAUGUCGAACGGGUUCUGGAAAUUCUCAUGAAGGUCUGUGUGUUAUUGACCCAGGAUCCUUCAAACACAUCUGGCCUGUCAUCCGUGCCAUUGCGGUGGCUCUGGUUAUACGGGGCGCGCUCACUAUCAUUACCUUCGGUAUCAAGGUACCGGCGGGAAUCUUCAUACCAUCCCUUGGUGUUGGAGCCUGCGCGGGUCGAAUCCUUGGCAUCUUCAUGCAAUGGUUGCAAAUGACAUACCCCGAUGCGCCAAUCUUCAAGCCGUGUAAAGGUGAUUUGGACUGCAUCAUUCCCGGACUUUAUGCCAUGGUCGGUGCGGCGGCUUCUUUGUCUGGUGUUACGCGAACAACAGUGUCCCUGGCUGUCAUCAUGUUCGAGCUGACCGAUACUUUAACAUAUGUGGUCCCUGUCAUGUUGGCCGUACUCGUAGCGAAGGGUGUCGCCGACGCCCUCGAACCUAAAGGAAUUUAUGAUCUUAUUGGAUACUUGUGGGGAAAAUUGACGAUUGGUGAUGUAACCGACAGUGAUGUCGAAGUCAUCAGACUUGACCGACCAAACACCGUUGAAAGCCUUCGUGAUCAACUUCAGACCCUAUUAUCCUCCGGUAAUGAUGAUGGUGGUUUCCCUAUUCUCCGAACAGACAACGAGGAAGAGGGCAUGAGAAUGGUUGGAUAUAUCGGCGCUAACGAGCUCGAACAUGCGCUCAGUAUCGUGGCGGAUCAUGGUGGUGACGAAGUACAUUUCCAUUCCGCGUUUUCAUAUCACAGCCUUGCCUCUUCAAUGCUGCAGGACUACAGUGCAGACCCUCUCGAUUUUAGUAUCUACAUGGACCAGGCACCUCUUACUGUGCAAUCAAAUUCUCCAUUGGAAAUGGUUCAUCAGCUUUUUGUGAAACUAGGGGCUCGCUACGUCGUGGUGACAGACGUUGACGGAUUCUUCGAAGGUGUUAUCGACAAGAAAACAUGGCUUGCUUUCUUGAGCGAGCUGGAGGAGAAAUCAUAACCUCGAUACAGCUGAAUUUUCUCUUGCACGUCUUAAAAUAUAUUUAUUGGAAGCAGGUCAGCCUCAGAAAGACCGACGAGCUGACUUUUUCAAUAUACCAAGGACUUUUAUGACCGUCUUGACAUUGUAUUACCUGUAUAUUCUACAGAUUACGAACUAAUGACAUCAUCAGGCCGGACUGGCCCCUUUGGAUUUCGGAAAGGUUUCUGUUAGUGAGUACAAUGAA
This is a messenger RNA of Desarmillaria tabescens, 3240 nucleotides long. Its product is annotated as chloride channel. NCBI's taxonomy places the organism in Eukaryota, Fungi, Basidiomycota, Agaricomycetes, Agaricales, Physalacriaceae. The transcript has 18 exons. The record is from RefSeq and is a predicted model, not a curated record. Gene Ontology annotation, biological process: transmembrane transport; chloride transport. Gene Ontology annotation, cellular component: Golgi apparatus; early endosome; plasma membrane. Gene Ontology annotation, molecular function: voltage-gated chloride channel activity. The coding region runs from base 252 to 3014 and encodes 920 amino acids.